Messenger RNA from Phytomonas sp. EM1, 1283 nucleotides. The record is from the annotation of a GenBank genome assembly. Lineage: Eukaryota; Euglenozoa; Kinetoplastea; Trypanosomatida; Trypanosomatidae.
AACAUAAUGCAAAAUAGUAAGGAUGUAUUUGUUCAAGAUGCUGACGAGUCAUUCAGGGUAAUGACACUGGUUGACUUUCGCGAUUUUCGUGAUUUGGCUCUCUCUAGCGUUCCGUCAUGGACCACGCAUCUUUCUGGAAAGAUACUUGUGCAAUCAAGGGCGUCAGGGGAUAGCUCAAGCAAGCUAAACAUUAUACGGGCGAAGGCUGUUAUGGAGCGAGUUCCUCCUGAGGUGCUGUAUAAUCAGCUACACGAUUCUAGUUACCGGGCUGUUUGGGAUUCAAACAUGCUGGAGGGCUACAACAUCGUCAAACUCAACGCUCACAACGACAUUGGGUACUACGCGGCGAAGUUCCCCUGGCCGUUGAAGAAUCGUGAUUUCUGCAACAUGCGCUCCUGGAUGGAAUUCACAAACGGCGAAUAUAUUAUUUUUAACCAUUCUGUACCACAUAGUAGAUGUCCUGAAAAGUCAGGGUUUGUUCGCGCGAAAUCGAUUUUGUCGGGCUAUUAUAUUCGCCCAUACAAUGGCGGAACAGGAACGGAGGUGAUCUACGUCACCCAUUCGGAUCCUUGCGGUUCCAUCCCACACACGAUUAUUAACCUCUUCAUGACGAAGGGCGCACCAAUACUGAUCAAUAAGUGCGAGAAGUCUUCGGAGGAAUAUCCUGCAUUCGUUGCCAAGACCUACCCCGCUGGAUACCAUUUUCCCUGGACGACGCCGAAGAUGGAUUGGGAUAGCGAGCUCCUCUACCCGGAAGAUGCGCCUACGGUGGUUGAAACCCCGGCGAAAUCUUCCGAGAAAUCGGAGGAUGGGAAGCUCGCAUCGGAGGGGACAGCAGAAACAGAUAGUAAAGCCAGCACCGCCAUCCAUUGUGCGGAUUUCAACGAGACUGUUGAGGUCCCACAAAUUACCCUAGCACCGGCACCGCCGUCUGGUGAGGGGAAUCCCGAUCCCGUUUCUUUUCAGCAGUAUCGGGCGCUCAUGCAAGAUGCGGUGAGUGUGGUAGAUCGAUACUUUCUCAGAGAGAAGCGUGCACCAAGUACGCGUGAUUACAUUAUACGAGUGAUGUAUAUCAUCGAUGGGUUUCGGAAAAUUGCUGAGACGGCGUAGGCUUGACUUACGCAUCUUUCGGUAGAAAAACACAAGUAAAAGAUUUGUUAAGUUGCUAUUCCCAUGAAAAUCAUACGCACGAAGGUUUUUGUUCACAUGGUGUGUUUCCGUAAGAUUUUCAAUGAUUGAGUAAAAAGGUUCAUUUCUUAUAAAUGAUCAGAAUAGAUCCUCUA